AAAAGGAAAAAAUUGUUUUUACCUUCGCGCGUUUCAGAAGCGGGAAAGUGUUGAUUUCCGUCGGCGACGCGCUUUGUUGAGAAUCGUGUGGCCAAAAUGACGCCCGCCUUCAGCCUUCUGCACCUUUGUUAAUUCCACGCGCCACUACUCCUUCUCGUCUCUUUCAACGACCCCAACUGGUUUCCUCCUUGCGCCCUCCUCCUCUCCAUGAUUCUACUGCAUUUUUCUUCUCCAAAUUGUUUCUAGUUCUCUACUCCGUGCCAAAUUGGCUAGAGAUUUUCGUUUUGUGUAUCAUUUUCCUUUCAGUUUUACUAUUAAUCUUUUGUGAGGGUUUCUUUCUUUCCCUUUUCGUACAAAGGAAUAUGGCUUCGAGUUUUGAUCGCUGGGAAAAGGAUCCGUUUUUCUCAGCCGCGGAGGAAGUUCAGGAAUCUGCCGAUAGAAUAGAAUCGACAUAUAGAACUUGGGUACACGCCAUGAAAGAUGGCUCCAGCAUCUGGAACUAUGAUGAGCUCGAUAGGGAUUUACGCACUGCUCUUGGCACCACCAAAUGGCAGUUAGAGGAGUUUGAACGAGCUGUGAAAGCGAGUUAUAUUAACAGCACAAAUGAAGAUCCGAGAAAUAGGCACCGGCAAUUUAUUGUAGCAAUUGAGGAUCAGAUAUUAAAAACUCAAAGUUCAUUACAAGAGUUUUCUCAAUCAAAGGGAAAAUCCUCAAUGCCUUGGAUGCGGCUGGAUGAAGGUGAAAGCAAUGAACUUGCGUUGUUUCUUUCUGGACCUUCCGCAGGUGAAGGCAAAACUGUUGUUAACAAUGUUGUUAGUGAGAAUGAAAACCCACAGGCGAUGGACGAAGGAUCAGCCCCAGCUUGUUCAAUUAAAUCUCUUCAAUCAAUUGAACAGGGUACUCAAGAGUGUAGAGAGAAGAAGUCCCAUGGACAUCGGAGGACAGCUAGCGCUAGUCCUGACAUUGGUUCCUGGAAGAUUGCAAUUUCAGGGGUUGAUUUCCAACCAUGUUCUCUUAAUAAACAAACCCAGAAACUUGUACGAAAAAUACCAAGUGUUUCGGGGUUUCUAAAUACUGUUGACUCUGCAUCAAAAUUCAAGUUGCAAAAGAAUGCCUUUAGGAAGUUGAAAGUAGUAGAUAGGCAUCAAGAAACUAGUCCGAUGUUGUUGCAAGCCUCUCAAUCAACUAGGGGUAUAAUUGUUGGAUAUGAAAGAAGUAAAAGUUGCUUAGAUAGUUGUGAUGAUUUUUAUGAUAAGCAACUCUAUGGCUGGUACGGAUCCAUUAAAAGACAGUUUCAGAGGUCUCUAUAUCAAAUGCAGUAUAGUAGGCCUGUUCAAGUAACAUUCUCAACAAUUCUUAUUAUCUCAAUUGUUUUGGUUCUACUUCGUGUGCUGUGAGAAGCUAUUUUUCUUCACCAAGUGCUUGGUGUAGUGUACUCGGUGUAUGACGUGAAUAGCAAUGAUUGAUGAUCGGAGCCAUAAUGGAGACAUCUUUGUUUUACCACACAGGUUCUUGUACAUUAAACAUUUUGUAACAUGCAUGUAGCCAUAGUUGAAACUUGAGAUACUCGAGUCACUGUUGUUUACCAAAAUUUAUUUAGCUGAUGAAGAGUUUAGUCCGUGUAGUACUUUCCCCAGUCACAAAAAUGGGUCCUUUCUGGAUGCCCACUUAUUUUUUUUUUGUAACCUUGAAUGAUAAAAAGUACCAAUUUUGAGAGUU
Molecule: messenger RNA, 1719 nt
Organism: Cucurbita pepo subsp. pepo (vegetable marrow)
Lineage: Eukaryota; Viridiplantae; Streptophyta; Magnoliopsida; Cucurbitales; Cucurbitaceae
Biological process (GO): Golgi vesicle transport
Cellular component (GO): membrane
Source: RefSeq, a predicted model, not a curated record